Molecule: messenger RNA, 968 nt
Organism: Glycine soja
Lineage: Eukaryota; Viridiplantae; Streptophyta; Magnoliopsida; Fabales; Fabaceae
Product: protein LURP-one-related 17-like
Exons: 2
Coding region: 183-857 (224 amino acids)
Source: RefSeq, a predicted model, not a curated record
AAAACGUGUCCAUAUUCCAUGUCGUGUGAACACGUUAACUCUAGAGUAGACCCUGUUGGUUGUUGCUAUAAAUAUAAUAUAAACCCCUUAGAAUUUAGAUAGAUUCCGCCGAAAGAAAUAGUCUUGCUAACUACAAAGACAGUGUUAACCAGAGACUGAAGGAAGCAGAAAAGAGUUAGAGCAUGAGGGUGUUUUCUAGGUUCAAAUUUCUGUCAAGAGCAGUGCACGAGGAACAAGAGGGUGAGCAUGAUGGGGGGGAGAAAAUCAAGUACCCUUUAACGGAGGGAAAUUUGUGUACGUCCUUAACAUUAACGGUUUGGAGAAAAUCCCUUGUGAUUAGUUGUAAAGGAUUCACGGUGAUAGAUCCAUAUGGAAACCUUGUGUAUCGGGUGGACAAUUACAUCGUGCACCCCAACGAAGUCAUUCUUAUGGACGCUUCAGGAAACUCUGUUCUCACCUUGCGCCGCUCCAGGAAGCUAGGAUUAGUAGAUAGCUGGUUUGUGUAUGAAGGGGAAAUGGGGAAGCAGAAGGUUAAAUCAAGAGAUAGUCCAGUUUGUUGUGUACGGAAGCGUGUGAAUAUUUUAGACGGCAAACCCAAGGUUCAGGCCUACGUGUACCGCGUGACCUCGGAUUCAGAUAAAAGACAUGCGGCGUUUACAAUAGAAGGUUCCUAUGCACAUAGGACAUGUAAAGUGUUGGAUGAGUACAAGAAAGCCGUAGCUGAAAUCAAGAGAAAGGAGGCCAAUACCAAAGACGUCUCUUUCGGGAUAGAGAUUUUUCAGUUAGUUGUUCACCCUGGGUUUGAUACUAGCUUUGCUAUGGCACUAGUUUUACUACUGGAUCAAAUGUUUUCAUAAUACUCUUCAUAUAGAGUAGUAACACAUUUCUAGUUUCUAUAUCACAAUGACACUGUAAAUCAGCUGGAGAGAUCUAUAUAAAAAGAAAAAGAAAACAAUUGAAACAGUCAA